Messenger RNA from Schistosoma turkestanicum, 335 nucleotides. Lineage: Eukaryota; Metazoa; Platyhelminthes; Trematoda; Strigeidida; Schistosomatidae. The record is from the annotation of a GenBank genome assembly.
UUAUCAAGUAUACGCAGUGCUGCAUCUCAUAGACGUGCAAUGAAAUUAUUUGAAGAAGCUGAAAAACGUAGACAAAGUGAAAAUUUUAGUAGUUGUAGUAGUAGCAAUAUGCAAAUCUUGUCCACUUCAUCAACACCUGUAUCAUCUGUAAGAAGUAAAAAAGUGCAUAGUUCAGAAUUGGCGAAUAAUACUAACAACAACAACAGAUUGAUGAAUUCUGAUAUACAUCCUCAGGUCAAUUCAACUUCAUCAUCAUCCGGUCCUGUGUUAACACCAGCUGUUGUUCCUGUCAUGUCAGCACAACGUUUGAUUCCUGGGAAAAUUUCAGCUAAAAG